CCUUCAGCUGCUAUUUAGCUCAGUUAAAAAUUUUGCAUUUAGCACAACAUUUUGAAGAGGCAGGACACAGCUAAUAAGGACCUUUCUUUACGUGCGAUUUGAUUCUAUACGCUCCUUCUUCUUUUUCUACAGAAUACCUAUUGAAAUCUGACAAGAUGGAUUUGCGAUUUUUAUAUUUUGCUUCUUCUCUGAUGCUUGUCUUGGUGACAUGUUCAGCCCAGACUGGUAUAACUGGUACAACUGGACCUCCUGGUACAGAAAUUGCUACCGAUGUCAUGACGACGACAGUCAUGGAACCUGACACCAAUGCUGCCAACAACACCACCACCAAAGCACCCAGUACCGAAGCACCUACCAAAGCACUAUCUACCAAGACACCUGUUACUGAUGCUCCCACGACGAAGAAAAUGACAGAGAGUCCUGCUGUUGGUACCACUGAGAAGGCAGCGGAUGGUGGUAACAGCAAAGGUUUCAGUGCCGGUAGUUUCUUUGGCGGUAUCAUCCUGGCUGUAGCCGUUCUUGGUAUUGGAUUUUGUGGAUUCAAAUUUUACCAGUCAAGGCAAGAUAAGAAUUACCAAACACUAUAGAAAAAACAAAAUCUACCUUUGUCUUAUCUCAUUAAUUUCUUUAGAUAUUUUGUAAUUUGUAACAACUGGGUGGGGGUGGGGGGGGGGUGAUAAUGUGUUAUUUGUUUGGGUAUGUUAUAUUCAUUAUUGAUUUAUUGUUGGUUAAAACUCUUUAUAUCAAAGUUUGUGAUUUUGUGAAUCAGAUACUCAGAAAGAUAUUUUUGAUGGCAUUUUGUGGUCAAGUUCAUAUAUCGUUUGUCCACUGAUUGUUUGAUGAUGAUUGCCUUUUCAUAAUUUUAGUGUUAACAAUUUAAAACUGGAUUUGAUGAAUCACAUCACAUCUAAAAUAUUGUUUACAUAACGAUAUAGAAAUUAAUGGCCACUAGAAAAGAAAAAUAGUGAUGUUUCUUUUUGAUGUUGUAGGUUACAGUGGACUUUUAGGGACAUGUUGAAAGUAGGAAAGAAGAUGUACAUGUAUGAGGUUAGCUUUAAUUCACAUGCUGGAAUAGUUAAUGAUAGAAACCGUUUCCCUCUAUUUUUUAAACCUUAAUCCGUUGGAUACAAUCUGAUUAAGUAUAACAGGGAUUCACCAUGGACUCCAGCCCACUAUCUUGGAGUAAUAACCCAUCAGGUCAGUCUAUACAUGAUUCUAAUGGAUUGUAAUAAUACAUGGAUCCUUCAAAGUGCUGGAAUUUUAUAUAUUUCCUCCAGUACCUGUCCGUUUUUAUACCACCUACAUGUACAGUCAAACCUGUCUGCAGCAACCGCCCAAGGGAAACACAAAAAGUGGUCUUUGUAGACAGGUUCUUUUAGUACAUGUUUCAAUGAGAAACCAUUUUCAAGGGAAACACAAAAUGUGGUCCUUGUAGAGAGGUGGUUACUUAAGCAGGUUUGACUGUACUUACUAAAUCAGGUCAGUUCAGUCUGUAUUUUCAUUUCCAAUAAUAAACAACAUAGAUGAAAUAUAUAAACAACUGAGCAUCAUCAUGAGAAAACAUUGCAGAGCAGUUAGACAAAACAAAUGAUGAGAAUUGAAGGUUUAACAAAAACAUGCAGAUACUGUAUAGUAUGUUAACCCCAACAUUAACAUUACAUACAUAAUUAUAACAAACAAACAAACAGACAGACAAACCAUUAAAGUAAGGAAAGAAACAUGCUAUGUAUAACAUAAAUGCUUGACAAUAUGAGGCUUGUACAAGUACAUGUAUAGCUAUCAGUAUACAUGUAUAUGUAUGAUAGAACCUUCAGAUGGCCUCAUUUUGUAAUUGAAAGGUGUCCCUCUCAAAAAACAAACAAUUGGAAAUCAAUCAAAUCAUCGCACGUCUGCUUUUCAGCACACAGUAGAACAAAUAUGUUUUGCAGUCUUUACCAUCAACAGAUGUCCGCUCUCCUACCACUAGAUAGCACAAAGUGAUUCAAUUCAAUAGAAUAAUUUCAUUGAUUUGAAGUAAAAUCUUUGUUUCUGCUGAUUAUGUGAUAGUUAGUGAUAUCUGGCUGUAGAAGGAUGAUCUAAUUUGUGGAGAAAGUGUAAAAGUGGGUUAUGUAUUUUAGUUCAAAUCAAUAUUUAAAAGUAGGCUCAGUAUAUUUUUAUCACUUUUUAUUCAUUUUUAUGGAGUAAUAUGAAUGGUAUAUAUAUAUCACUUGUAUAUCAUGUUAUGGGCCAUAUGGUACUUGUUAAAGAGAGCAAUCACAGACGAAUAUAAGUAUAUGUACUUUCCAUUUUUCAUGAUUUCUCAAUAUAUAUGAACCAUUCACAGUGUAACCCUAAUUUCAUGAAAUUGAAAUGCAUGUACGGUAGUUAAAGGGGACAUGAAGACUUCCAUUUGGAAGAAGAAAUAGUAUUUGAAAUAAAAAAGUAAUUAUUUAUUUUUAAAUAUAUGUACAUGUAUAUUUCAAUUGAAAUGUAAUUGAUUAAGAAUGUAUCUACAUGUAACUGGAAAAAAAAAUCACUUAAAGAUAUUGUACUUACCGGUAUAUAUAAAUUAUUUUGUACUUAAUUCUAAUAUGAAAGAAUUGAGGACUUAUCAAUCCAUUUGAAUAGAAUUAAGUUCUUAGUGGAUUGAAACUAGUAGUACUCAUCCUAUAUUGUUCUCAUAAUUACAGUCUGCUAUUUAUAUCCUGUAUCAAAGUAUCCAUUACCCUUUCCUCUGAUAUCCUAUGCCUUAUGUAGGACUUAAGAUAUUAGAAAGGAUCUGUCCUAGAGUAUAUUGAAAGAUUCCCAGAUUCCUGAUUGUUGGCACUGACACUAGUUAAAAUCACGUUUAAUUUUGAAGUUAAAGGGAGACAGUGGUUGGAUCAAGUUGUUUUCACCGUUUUCUUUUUCCACGGCUGAAGCAGUUCUAACUUUUUACAUCAGUACAUAAUUUAAUACUGAUUAAUUAAUCACAUUGUAUGUUUUGUGUCUGUUUCAUUGACAAAAUGAUUGUGAUCCAUAUACAGUAGUCCUUCAAAAACAAAUUGUUGAGUUUUGUUGCAUAGUGCGUGAGGUGAAUCUUUUUCCAUUGUAGAGAAGACAUCUAUGAAGAACUGUAUCGGUGGCUGUUGCAAUGGCAUUUCUAAAUUCAAAAUACGUAAAUAUACUUACCAUUUUUAAAGAAAGGAAUAUAGGUAAUGGCUGUACAGAUGGUACAGUAGAUUUUUUUAAUUGUGCCUUUUACACGCUCCAACCAGCUUCUGUAACAGCUGUGUACAAAUAAAUCUAUUGUAUCACAAUCACAGAAGAGGUUUUUUUGUAGACAGAUGUUCGAUAACGAUGAAUGCCAAAUAGUUGACAGAUUUGGGGCGGUUAGUUUCAACUCUUCUUUAUAGAGUCCCUUAUCUGUGUGAAAAUCUCCUAAAGAUGUUGUAAGUCCUACAGCAUGUUUCAAACCAAUGCCUUUAUGUGUACUUAUAUACCAUGUACAACAGAUUUCAUCUAAAGCAAUAAUGAUUGGCUAGUCUCAGUGUGUAUUCCAGAUUGCUUAGGAAAGCAAAUUUAUGUUGUACUUUUGAGAGGAUAAUAUAGAUCAAACAUACUUUGUUAGGCUCUUAUUUAGUAUGACUGUCUAUGUAUUUAAGUAUGAAAGUGAUACUGUAAUAGAGACAAAAGCUUUCUAAAGGCCAAUACAACUGAAUACACUAGCAACAGCGUAGCUGCAAAUGUCUUUUUGUUGUACGGGUUCGACAUACAUGUAGAUGGCGCUGUUUCAGAUAACAUAGAUUAAUAGACGUGAACCCUUAACAUAGAGAGCAAAAUAUUGUAUGAUCUGGCUCCCAACAGACUAAAUUGAUAUGAAUGUACAACAUUGUGUUAAUAUGUUUAAAAGAAAACAAAUUGUUAGGCUUAGCAGUUGGAUUUAUAUGUAUAUUUAGUUUCUAUCAUUUUAUAAUUCAGAUAUUAGAGAGAGAGCAAACUACAUGUUUGGUAUUUUUAUUGUGUUUUCUUGUCUUUUAACAGUUUUUUAAAGCAGUGGAAUUGAUUUGUUAGGGUAGUCAAGUGUUGGAAAAUAGUUCAGAUUGAUAGUUUCUCAUCAGCUUUUGGGGUUAUUUCACUCUCCGAAAAAAAUAGUGGUAGUUCCGUCAAAGUGCCGGGGAGCUUCCAUGUCAUGAAUCAUACUCUAGCUAGAAUUCAAAUCCAAAUUAUAUCAACUAGCAGAGAAUAGUAUCCUCUAAUUUAUUUUCUUUAUUUUCAAAAAAUUGUAAUUAGAGAUGAUUAGAAAAAAAUUGGGGGCUUGGCAUAAUUCAUUUUUUAACAUUUAAAGUGAGAAAUUUGUUCAUCAACUGCUUAAUAGGGGAGAACUUUUACUCCUGGCUUUCAGUGAGUAAAGUUAAGUGUGUAGAUUUCGGAAGUAGGCAUUCAUAGCUGCAUGCACAGUGCUCAAAAAACCAAAGUAUUAAUGACUCAGAUUUUGUAAAAAAAAUAUAUUAUAUAUAGUAUUUAAACUGUUCAUGUGUUGUUGGCAGUUUUAUAGAACAUUAUGUGUCAGUCUUUUUAUCUUUUUAGUGCAAUUGGGGUAGUUGAGUUAAUAAGCAAUUUAAUAUUUGGUAACAUGAUUGUCCAAAUCUUGCAAAAGGAUUUUUGUCCACAAAUGUGCUAUGACGAAAAACAAGUAAUAUAAUUGCCAUUUCAGCAUGAUUUAUAGUUUAUAUUACAUGUUAUUUCUCAUAGUAAUCACUUGAUGAAAUGAUGUUUAUCUUCUGAACAUCUUGCUCUUUCUUCUAGUUCAUUUCCAUUCUUUCAUUCUCCCUCCUCCCUCUCUCCCUUUCUGUAUCUCUUCCUCUCUAUCUCUAUCUCUCUCAUCUCUACCCCUCCCCCCCCCCCUCUCUCUCUCUCUCUCUCUCUUCAUCGCCUGUCCCUUCCUUUACUCAUUCACUUUUUAUGUCCAUUUUCUCCUUUUUUCCAGUCUGAGGAUUUUAAAAUGUGCCAUAUUUCAAAUCAAACUAUUGAAUGUUGAUAAUUCAAGGUAGCUGUAAAACAGGCUCAAGUGUAAUAAAUAUGUCUAUCUAGUUCAUUGAUUUAUGUACCAGUGAGUGAUGUUACCAGUAAUAAAAGAGAUUUAUUAGGCUUUUUAAGAUUUUAUCACCUCUUCCAAAUUGCCUUAAAUUAAUUCCAUUAUAAACACACUGAAUAUACAAUGUAUUUAUAUCGUAAUAGGAUUAAUCUAAAGCAUUUCUAGUUUUUAAGAUAUUUAAUCUUAUGGGUUAUCAGCUAUUUUAAACCACACAUGUACUGCACAAUCAAGAAAUAGAAAAGCCAGAGAAUAGUGAAUGUAUUGUUCAGCUCAUACUAAAAGAUUUUGCUGCUGCUGGAAAACACAUUAUUUAAACAAAAGUACAAUAUUGCGUUUGAAGUCAUACUGUAUGUAUUGAACAUUCAUGUGAAUGUAUCUCAAAAUAAAAUUCACUAGUGGCAAUCAUAUAUAUGCUAUGAACAGUUUUCUUCUUAACAUUGUUUUUGUAAAAUUAUUAAGUUUCAUUUGACAUUUGAUGAUGAAAUUUGUUAUAUGAACGAUAAGACCUCUUACCUCUGAACAUUGAGAAGUAUUUGUAGCUCUUAACAGGUUAAACAAAUUAUUCUUGUUUUCAUUAUGACUAUUCUCUGGCUUUCAAUAUCGUUAUAAAAUUUAAGGCAUUCUGUUGACAAUGGACAAAAGUCUUUUUCAAUUCUGAUCCUAAAACUCUUAGUAAAUAUCUGUCAUUAUUUCGCUCUACGAUUUGUGAUAAAGUCUAUCACAUUUCAUGUACUUACAAUCGUUCUUACAUGCAUAGUGUUUAGUGUUCUCGUUUAUUUAUAUAUGUUGGUACCGGUAGAUUUGUUUUGGUCUUAUAUUUUGAUAAUAGUAAAUUUACUCCGUGCUGUUGAAACAUUUUGCAAUAUUUAUUGUCUCACGUUUUCAUUCCUUCUAUGUAUACAAGAUUAGAUAUUUAGAGUUGGAUUAUAUUUGCUGACAAAUAAAGUCACAAUUACAAAAAAAAA
Messenger RNA from Strongylocentrotus purpuratus (purple sea urchin), 6021 nucleotides. Its product is annotated as porimin-like. The coding region runs from base 156 to 587 and encodes 143 amino acids. The record is from RefSeq and is a predicted model, not a curated record. Gene Ontology annotation, cellular component: cytoplasmic vesicle. The transcript is spliced from 3 exons. Lineage: Eukaryota; Metazoa; Echinodermata; Echinoidea; Camarodonta; Strongylocentrotidae.